This is a messenger RNA of Carassius auratus (goldfish), 1230 nucleotides long. RefSeq lists its product as uncharacterized. Bases 14 to 976 code for a protein of 320 amino acids. Lineage: Eukaryota; Metazoa; Chordata; Actinopteri; Cypriniformes; Cyprinidae. The transcript has 2 exons. The record is from RefSeq and is a predicted model, not a curated record.
UUCAGCUCCAACCAUGCCACAUCUUUUCUCUGAUAUUCCAGACAAACUGCGUGUGAUACUGUCACAGGCUGCAAAUAUAUUUCUAGCUGUCGUUCUGAUUUACAUUAUUCAGUACAUCUUUAAUUCUGAGUUUUCAUGCUCCUGCACAAUUGGGUUUCAUUCAAUUGGAUACAUUUACAUUUUUGUCAUUCCUAUGAUAUUCUUCUUUAUUUUAAAAAUAGUAAGACAAACCACAACAAAGGUUUGUGCUGUCAGUUGUGGCGGUCUUUGUCCUCAAUGUUUCCAACUAUUUGGAAUCUGUCUGUUCUGGUGGGGAUUUGUCCUUUUAGAUGGAGACCUUUAUGUUUGUAUUGCGACCAAAUUUAAUGUAUCAUUGGUUGAAAUUCCUUGCAAGAAGGAACACACUUUUCAAGAAAGCAGCAUGAUUACAAGAUAUAAAAACACGUCACAGACUAUUGGUUACAUCCUCAUAGCUAUUGGUUUCUUUGGAUGGUGUCUGAUGUCAAACAGGAAGAUUGGGAUUUGUUGUGAUAAUUGCUGCCCGAAUUGUAAGAACUGCUGUAAAAGAGAACCCUACUACAAGAGGCUGUAUGAGGAGCUCCUGUCUGAGGAAACUGAUGAAUACUUGGAUACAAAUUUGAGAGAAAUUGCAAAAAUGAAAGCAAAAAGUGUAUGUUCGAAGUACAUGGACUCUAUUAAAACAAGCCAGAUUAGCCAGGAUAAUGAAGAUAAUGAACAAACUUUAAACACUUCACAACCUUCACAUCCUUCUGUAAAUGUUGAAGAUGCUUGGUCUACAAUAUCACAAGCAGAUUUAAUAAAUGUACAUCUGAGCACAAGUGUGCACAGACCUCCGGAGGAGCAGGAAAGUAACAGUCCAGUGACACCUACCGUAGAACGGACCGAAGGAUUGGCUAUUCAAGGGGCUGGGGCUCGAGUCCACCCCAUGCACAACACUGCACCUGAGCAUUCCUAAUCAGUGUGACAAACAAGGGGGAAGCAAAUAAUAUAGUUUGUCAGACUGUUGAUUGAUGUUAAUUAUCAUAACUGGCCACUAUUUAUUUGUUUUAUUCUAGAAUAUUCCUUUUAAAUCAAUUAAUUUAAAUCAAUCCAUCGGAAUAUUUGUUAAUACAACAUCAUAAGACCAUCUUUUUUACAUAUCAAAAAUAAAUCAAUAUUGUGUUUUCUGAUAAUAUUAAUAUGAAUGUCUACAAUUUUUUACGGAAGUUC